AUGGACCGGGUUAAGGGAGUUUUAGCUGCUGAUGGUGCAGAUGGUGAAAAGUCAAUUAAUCUGGAUGAAGUUUUUGUAACCAAACCUUCUAGAUUGCAUUGUACAACAAAGUUUUCUGAUGGUGGAAAUGCUCCAGGAUCGAUGAAAUAUGCUAGUUUGGAAGCUGUCACAAAAUCUUUGGAAGAUGUAUUUGACCUACACAUUACUGCUCUGUUUGUUACACCCAGAACAGCUGGUGCUCAGGUAAAGCUUGAGGAAAGGGAGCUUCUCUUGUGGCCAGAUGAUGCAGAAAAGGAAGCUGCAGAAAAAGAUGAAGACAUUCUGCCAAAUCUACGUAAAGGGAGCCAUGCACAUAUCACUUUAGGCUGUGCUGAAGGUAUUUCAGCUGUUGUGACUGGCUUUGAUCUACUCCAUUUUAUAAGUCCGAAGAAGGGUGGUGGUAAAGGGGAAUACAUUGAAAAGAUUUCUAAAGGAGAGCUUCACUAUUUCAGUAAAGGUUUGUGGAUGCUUUAUCUUGAUGAAGAGAUCAAGGUGAAGACCAUGUUUGGAGGAUGCUAUCACAAAAAGGAACAAGAAAAAGUCCCAACAACAAAGAAAUAA
Protopterus annectens (West African lungfish) is the source of this 600-nucleotide messenger RNA. RefSeq names its product 2',3'-cyclic-nucleotide 3'-phosphodiesterase-like. Gene Ontology annotation, cellular component: cytoplasm; membrane. The record is from RefSeq and is a predicted model, not a curated record. Gene Ontology annotation, molecular function: 2',3'-cyclic-nucleotide 3'-phosphodiesterase activity. Gene Ontology annotation, biological process: cyclic nucleotide catabolic process. The transcript is spliced from 2 exons. NCBI's taxonomy places the organism in Eukaryota, Metazoa, Chordata, Ceratodontiformes, Protopteridae. Bases 1 to 600 code for a protein of 199 amino acids.